UAUAUUAAUUUAAACAUUUUUUUUAAUAGUCAAAAUACACAGAACUUGUAUCUGAAAGCAUUGCUGCUGACACUUAUAUCCUAACUGUCCAAGCAACUGAUGCAGAUGAUUUUAGGAAUGCACAUUUAAAAUAUUAUUUGUCUGGUUAUGGAGCAGAAGAUUUUCUCAUUGAUUCUUCAUCAGGGCUCUUGAAAACAGCAAAAGCCAUGGAUAGAGAGCAACAUCCUCGUUACAAUUUGAAAGCUCAUGUUCAAGAUCAAAAUAGACCAGAUUGGGAAUGUACUAGUCAGGUUGAAAUUCUACUUGGUGAUGUUAAUGAUAAUGCUCCAGUUUUUACAGAAGAAAUCUAUUCUAUAGCUGUAUUAGAAGAUUCAGAAGUUGGUACUCUUGUUACAAAAGUUCAUGCCACUGAUAAGGAUAUAGGAUAUAACAGGAAGAUAACAUAUUCUUUUGUUGAUUCUGCUCAUGAACAUUUUGCUGUCGAUAAAAUAACAGGCAUUGUUCAGCUAAAAAAACCAUUAGACAGGGAAGAGAAAGCUAUGUACAAUUUAACUAUUCAAGCAGAAGAUCAUGGCACACCUCAAUUAUCAACAUCAGCAACAUUAUUAGUUAUGGUUCAAGAUGUUAAUGAUAAUCCUCCUGAAUUCACUCAACGAUUUUACUUUGCUACAGUUUCAGAAAUUUCUACUCCAGGAACUAAAGUAAUAAGAGUUGCUGCAACAAGCAGAGAUAGUGGAAUAAAUGCUGAAAUUUCAUACAGUUUAAUUGAUGGAAAUGGAUUAGUUGAUUUUACAAUUCAUCCAAAAUCAGGUAUAAUAUCAGUGGCCAAAUCAUUAGAUUAUGAAACUGUACAUGAAUAUAUGUUAAUCAUUCAAGCCAUGGAUGGUGGAACACCACCUUUAUAUGGUCAGACAACUGUUAAUAUUACUGUGAUUGAUGAAAAUGAUAAUUCUCCAGUAUUUAUGCAAUCAUCAUAUAGUGCUGUUAUUAGAGAAGAUGCUAUUGUUGGUGAUAAAAUAAUUCAGGUAUGCUUUAUUUCUAAAAUAAUAUACUUUUGUAGAAAAGUUCUAUUUUGGUUCAUUAACCAACACCAGUAUUACACAAGUUAGGACAACAAUUAGAAUGAUGGUCAUGCUAAGAGAAUAAAUGACAACUCAGUUUACUCAAUGAACAUAAUUAAUUAAUUAUAACAGAAUGUAACAACACAUGAUCUUUGGAUCUUAUGCUAAUAAUGAGGACAAAAGGUUGUCCUCCUUAUUAGUCAACAAUAGUCAGGACCCAAGAAUAAUUUUGGAAUAAAAAAUCUAAAAAGGCAUAACUCUUAAAUAAUAUUAGGAAUAUCAAAUUAAAUAUAAAGAAAAAUUCCAUUAAAACUAAAUAAU
Molecule: messenger RNA, 1382 nt
Organism: Centruroides sculpturatus (bark scorpion)
Lineage: Eukaryota; Metazoa; Arthropoda; Arachnida; Scorpiones; Buthidae
Product: fat-like cadherin-related tumor suppressor homolog
Exons: 4
Coding region: 207-1109 (300 amino acids)
Biological process (GO): homophilic cell-cell adhesion
Cellular component (GO): plasma membrane; catenin complex
Molecular function (GO): cadherin binding; calcium ion binding
Source: RefSeq, a predicted model, not a curated record